This is a messenger RNA of Perkinsus marinus ATCC 50983, 657 nucleotides long. RefSeq names its product Bbg 1.1, putative. The transcript has a single exon. Bases 1 to 657 code for a protein of 218 amino acids. Lineage: Eukaryota; Perkinsozoa; Perkinsida; Perkinsidae. The record is from RefSeq and is a predicted model, not a curated record.
AUGUCCGGUGAGCUCCUGUCCGAACGGCCCGUGUCCGAUCGUAGCAUUUCCGGUGAGCUCCUGUCCGAACGGCCCGUGUCCGAUCGUAGCAUUUCCGGUGAGCUCCUGUCCGAACGGCCCGUGUCUGAGCGUAGCAUGUCCGGCCGGCUCGAGUCCGUACGGCCCGUGUCCGAUCGUAGCAUGUCCGGCUGGCUCGAGUCCGUACGGCCCGUGUCCGAUCGUAGCAUGUCCGGCCGGCUCGAGUCCGUACGGCCCGUGUCCGAUCGUAGCAUGUCCGGCCGGCUCGAGUCCGUACGGCUCGUGUCUGAGCGUAGCAUGUCCGGUGAACUCCUGUCCGAACGGCCCGUGUCCGAGCGUAGCAUGUCCGGCCGGCUCGAGUCCGUACGGCCCGUGUCUGAGCGUAGCAUUUCCGGUGAACUCCUGUCCGAACGGCCCGUGUCCGAGCGUAGCAUGUCCGGCCGGCUCGAGUCCGUACGGCUCGUGUCUGAGCGUAGCAUUUCCGGUGAACUCCUGUCCGAACGGCCCGUGUCCGAACGUAUCAUGCCCGGCCGGCUAGUGUCCGAGGCAGCAUCCGAGAGUUCCGCGUCCGAGAGUUCCGCGUCCAAGAGUCUCUAUCACAAGAAAAGAACUGUCGUCCAGGCCAAUAGGACUAACUGA